Fusarium coffeatum is the source of this 738-nucleotide messenger RNA. RefSeq lists its product as uncharacterized. Bases 1 to 738 code for a protein of 245 amino acids. The transcript is spliced from 2 exons. The record is from RefSeq and is a predicted model, not a curated record. NCBI's taxonomy places the organism in Eukaryota, Fungi, Ascomycota, Sordariomycetes, Hypocreales, Nectriaceae.
AUGCGCUUAAUAAUUACCCUCAGUCUCUCUCUGGCUGUCAAUGCCUUCAAAGUCCAGAGCGAUAUGUACAUCGGCAGCCUAAAUUUUACAUCGAGUUGUACCAAAGCCUUGCAAACCGAUCUCGAAUGCUACGACUAUACACGGUCAUUGGGGAAGUCUACAUACCAAGGAUGGGUUGGAAGUAACAGAUUGGCCGACGCUAUGUGUACCGCUACCUGCUCCACGUCCCUCCGAAAUUGGAACGAGACAGUGGCCCAAGAAUGCGCCGAAGAUGGAACUGAAGAUAAUCUCUCGCUGCAAACAUUGAUCACAGAGGCCAAUGACAUGGAACUAAUGUGGAACGCAACCUGUAUCAAGGAUACAAAGUCUGGUCGUUAUUGCUUGGACAUUAUGGAUGAAUUACACGACUGGGAUGCAAAAUUGAAGCCAUUUCCAGAACCAUGCCAUCCCUGUUACGGUAUGGUCAUUACUGCUCUUCUGAAUUCUUCUACAGAAGCUCAUCUGUGGUCAUUGGAUGAUGAUUAUUGGAAGGAUCAGCUCAAGCUUGUCCAUGAGAAUUGCAGUAGUCGCGGAGAGAUUCAAGGUGACUUUGAAGCACAGAAGGUGUUCAAUGCUUCAUACGGCAACAACAGAACAGUGGAACCGGAACCGAACAAUGGGAUGGCGUUUGGAGGAAAUCGAAUCGGUGGACCUUGGAUUGCAGCACUGGUCUAUGGUUUGGGUAUACUCGUGCUGUAG